AUCCCCACUAUUGGUCAAACCCCUCCCUCUGGGCUGUUAAUUGGACCAGUUCAAAAUCCCGCCUACUUCCUUCGACCCACGGAUUGGCCGAUGCAGUAUCCUUGAGCUGUCUGUCAUAGCUUCUUGUGGUUUGCUUAGUUUUCCUUUGCAAUGCAAUGCAAGGUGCAGGGCUGAAAACGCAGUGAAUUCCAAAAAAAAAAAAAAACAAUUUAGCUGUAUCUUAAUGCGUAUUUACAGUUAUCUGCCUGCCUUCUAAAGAAGACCGCUGGUGCUUUUUCGUGAGAAUUUACAGUCUUGGGAAUAAUUUGUUGUGAUUGUUCUUGGUUUGUUUUGAUAGUGCACGCUUUUUUUGUUUUCAUGUACAGUAUUUCCACGUUUAAAAACAGCAUCCUUUUGGACGGGGUUAUUAACCUGUAUCAAGGAAGGGAAAAGGAAAGAGACAUUGCUGUUUAAACUUACCUGUCAGUCGUGAACAAUUCCCACUGACUUGAAGUGUUCUGAACUGAUCAGUAAAAUUUAAAAAAAAAAAUAUUUGACCGCGACUGAGUUCGAUUCAGAUACAGAAGAACAUCUUGGCAGGAGGAAAAUACAUCAAAAUACACAAAAUGAGCGACCCUCUCUUGCGAAUCGUGCUGGUCGGAAUGCUUUUAGCAGUUCUUGCGAAUGCAGGACUUUAUGUGGAAGGUGCAGAAUUCACCCACCUACCUGACAACAUUACGGUGUGCCAAGGAGAAAGCGCAAUUCUUCGGUGCAACAUCGAUGACAAAGUGACCCACAAGGCCUGGCUGAACCGCUCCAACAUCCUCUUCACGGGAAACGACAAGUGGUCCCUAGACUCCCGCGUGACACUCAUCAAUAACAACAAGAGUGAGUUCUCCAUCCAGAUCGACCGAGUCACCGUUUAUGAUGAAGGACCUUACACGUGCAGCUUCCAGGCCCGCGACGAGCCCCGGACGGCUCACGUCUACCUCAUCGUACAAGUUCCAGCAAAAAUUAUCAAUAUCUCCAAGGAUAUAUCGGUGAAUGAGGGAAGCAAUGUCAACCUUUUCUGUCUGGCUAUUGGUAGACCAGAGCCCACAGUGACAUGGAGACACCUUAAAUAUGGUCUUCUGAGCGAAGGGGAGUUUUUAGACAUCACUGAGAUCAAGAGACAACAAGCUGAAGAAUAUGAGUGCAUCACAAACAAUGGCGUCUCUGCUCCUGACACACGCAAAGUCCGCAUCACCGUCAACUACCCCCCAGUCAUCACAGAUGUGAAGAACAUGCCUGCUCAGCUGGGGAAGACAGCUAUUCUGCGGUGCGAGGCCAUGUCUGUGCCUACUGCUAGCUUUGAGUGGUACAAGGAUGAGAAAAGGCUUAUGGAGCAUGACAGCAACAUGAAAAUUCAGAAUGAGAAGACACGCUCACUGCUCAUGUUCACCAAUGUGACAGCAAAGCACUUUGGGAAUUACACCUGCUUUGCCUCCAACAGACUGGGCUCCUCUAACUCCAGCAUGCUCUUGUUCAGACCUGGAGCAGCAAAAAACGGGGCUGCAGCAUCAGAUUUUGGGGUCUUCAUGACAAUGUGGUUCCUUUGGCCAGCACUCCUCGUUCUCCUAUUGAAGAUCUAAGUGUGACAAGUUGAAUCUGAAGAUAUGAAACUACGAACCCAUCACUGUGAACAAAAAAUUAUGCAUUAAUUCCAAGAGCCAUUUCUUCAUCGUCAUUUUCUUCUCAAAAAAAGAGGCUCUUUCUCUCUUCCCUCUAAUAACAACAACAACCAUGAUAACAGAAGUAAAAUCUUUCCUCGUUUUCACUGACAUUUAAUCGGCCCAGUAAAGUUUAUAUCAGGCCAGCUCUGCUAUUCACAGUGUGGUUGUGCAUCUUGGGUACCUUUUAAACUAUAGCCACACUAGACAACCUGAUUGCUUCUCACAGCCUGAGAAGUGUUUUGAAUUUAUCUAUAGGUCUAUUAUCUAGAGAUUAGAUAGUGAAUUAAUUAAUUUUCUGUUGGAACAAAUUUGACCAGUCAUAAAUAUUGUAAACUGAUGUGAGAGGCCCAGUCCACAAUGCUUUUCCAAAUAGAUUGCAAGAACUUAACAUUGUUAUAGAUUUGUGUAAUAGAAGGGAAUCUUUGACCUGAUAUGCAAUUUUGAUUUCAUUGAGAAUACUAAAGGAUUUAGCAUCAGAUUCCCAACUUUUCCAGAACACAAUUUAAAAAUUUUAAAGGGACUAAAUCUAAAAAUGAAAAGGGAAUAAAUCUAAAAUAAGCUGAAGUGAAUUUCAUGGUUGAAAUAUUAUAAAAUCUGCAAUUUCAUGAAUGAAAGCUUUUAUGCUGCCACAUCUGAUAAGAUGUAAUAUAAUGGAAAUAAGGAAAGGUCAGAAAAGGCAAUUCAUUUAGCCUCUUUUCAAGUCAAUUCAUAUAGUUAGAAUAAGUAAUUUAUAAUUAUUAAGGAAUGCAAACAAAAAUGUUAGGUCAUUCCAUUGUAGCAACUAGUGCAAGUAUGAUUUCACAACUGUUAGAAACAGUGUUUUAUUACAGCAGAUUUCUAGCAGUGAGAGAAGGAGUGGAGCUACAGUAUAUGUGACAUACUGUACAGUACCUAGCACCAGGCUUGAACAUAGUGAACACAGAGCAUAGUGCUGUGGUUGAAUGCAGAGCUUGAGACAAAAGCUGUAAAAAAAAUUAAUAAUCCAAGUACGGUACACCAAUAUGGAAGCUCUAGGACUAUUUUCGGCUCCUGUAAGAUGUCCUUUAGGCACCUAGCGUAUUUAAUAUUAUUAAAAUUUAGAAAUGAAGCUAAAACAAAUAGUAAAGUGGACCAAUUAAAUAUCUAAGAAAGAGGUGAUCAAACAGUACUGAGAUCUACCUCUUUCAAGACUUCAGUUCUGAUGAAUAGUUAAUAUGAGUUGAGCCAGUUAAGUCUUCACCCAUUCAUUUAUAAAAAGGUUCCUUUAAUUUUAAAGGCUUUGGCUUAGUUUUUUUUUAACUUUGCUCCCUUUCAAAUUAACCCCAAAUAAUUUUUCCAAGUCUUGUUUACUUGGAAAACAAAUACAUAAAUGUUCUCUGUUUGCGCCUAUUGUAAUUUUAUCUUGAAAUAUUUGUGACUUCAUAAUCUGUGACGUUUUCAGAAAGCUACAGUAGGACUACUCCUACUGAUUCCAGCAAACACGCAUAGUCAGUUUCCAAUCUGACAGAGUCAUAUUUCCACGUAAAUUCUGUUACUUUUUGUGUCACUCAAGGAACACAUUAAUACUGGAGUUAUUUACAAGAAUACUAUGGCAUGUACAGUAUUACAGUUUGUCUUAUAUUUCAUUAUAACUUUAAAAUACAGUAUGUGAGAGAUGCAGGUUUUAAUGCAUUCCCAAAUGAUUUUGAAAAUGAAUAGGCUGGGUGGUAUGGAAGAAAGUCCUAUUUAUGCCACUGAUUGAGGGUUACCAAGUGACUCUACCAAUAAAGGUGCUUUCCAAAGCACAGUGCUUGCCCAGAUUAUUCUUGUGUGUAUAAUACUAGCCUAUCAUUGGGAUUCUGCAAGUGGCAAGGAAUGACAAGCACAGCACAGGCCAGUAGGGAUAGGAGCAGAUGGCCAGGAGUCUCAUGGCUCUAAGUGAAACAGUAACUGCUGUAACUUCCUGGGCACCCGUGGGCUUGUAAUGAAGUCAAAGAGCCAUGCACUGGACCUCCUAAGCUGCUUAUUCUCCUGGAAGGCACCUUGGAGAAUUUAGCACCUCAGAGUGAGAGGAGCAUUUCUGUACAGCUCCUGUCCUCACUGUUCUAGUGUAGCACAGGUGCUGUGUGCCGUGACAAAAGGCAAUGGUUGAUAUAUAAAAACAAAUGCAAAAUAGUAUUUUAAAAAAGUAUCUAAAAUGGCUCAUUAAUAUGUCAUCCAUUAAAUUCUUUAAAAUCAAGCUGGGACGUUCCUGCUGAAAUACCUAAUAUUUGAAUGCAGAUUUACUAAACUACUGUCAGAUGUCCAGAUUAAUAAUGGACUGUUCUUUGUAACUGUUCUUAUGUUCUCAUAGCACUACUCAUUCAAAUGAUUUAUAGUAAAAAGUUCACCUUAUACUCUACUUGAUAAAGUAGAUGUAGUGGACUAUGCUUGACAAUGCAGUUUCCAAUAUAAAUGAUUUUGCUAUGAAUGUCUCAAACAGAGCUACUUUAUUAAGAAGCUAAACUGAGUUCUAAUUUUUCCUGAAUAUUUUUUUUAAUGUAAUGUAUUAAAACACCAAAGGAACACCUUUUUUUUUCCCUGAGGGGAUUUUAAUCACAAUUUUCAGAUGAAACAUCCUGCUCUGAAACUAGGCACCUGUCCAGACUGACAUUUUUACUACGUCCGCAGAAGUUCCGCAAAGAAAUGCGUUCUUGCUGUGGCACUGUCCACAGUGCUUACCACAAGCAGUGUGUGUGAUUACUGAAUUGAAGGAGAUUUCAGAAUUGGACUUAGAGUUCAAAUCAAACAAAAGUUAAAAACAUUGCUUUCCUAUUUCUAAAGAUACAAGUUGUUUCUGAUUAAUUGCAAGAUAACAGAUAACAGUACAAAGUGUCUAAGAAAACUACAGUAAUUUCAUUUUCCCAAUGUGUGAGGGAUUUUUUCCUGUUUAGCAAUAGAGUGAAUUUCAGCUGUUUUUUGUUUCAUGAAUGUAUAGCAGUAUCUUUUCCUGCUCUUUCUGUUCCCUUUCUAAUGCUGUUUCAUUGAGAUCAUAGUUAAACUAUGAUUAAGUAAAAUGUAAAUUAUGAGGGACAAAAAACAACUGCAUAAAGUGAUUAAUGUAACACUUCAAGAUAACAUGCUAAAAGGAGAAAUGAUAUUUGAUUCCUAGGCACAGCACGAGAAAAGCACGAGCUUGUUUAUGGGAAAUGUUUCAGUAUGAUUAAGUUUUGUCAUUGAUAUGGUCUCUUAAUUUUUUUAUAGUGAUAAAAAAAAAUUCUUAUCACAUUAUUAUCACUUUUAUCAUAUUUUCACUCUCACAGUGUAUUCAGUUUCUCUUUUUUUUCUUCUAGCAGUUUUUUUUUUACUCAAAGUGAACAUGAGUUUGUUUGUGAUGAGUGUUUCAGUGAUGUUUCCUAUACAGUAUAUAGACAAUAAUGUUAAAGGAAUAAGAAUAAAUAAAAGGGUUUUUAUCAAGAUUAUGAAGAAGACAAAAAGCAAGAAAUAAAUACAUUGAACUGGAGCAAUAUGUAAUUGGACCCGUGUCACUCCUCAACUUUGUUUAGUUUGGUCCGUGUGAAAUAUGUUCAGUUAGGUACAGUGUAGUAAAACCUGACCUUAAAGUGAUUUGUAUUGCAACAAUAUACUCAUAUUAUACCUUUCUGUAAAAUAACUUUACUGAUUAAUCCAUGUAAUGAAAAUCACAUUUCCUAAAGCCCAAUACAUUCUGAUCUGAAAUGUAUAUCGUCCAAACACUUUGGACCCAGCAAGGUGAAACAUUGAAUCACACACUGAUCUAUUUAUUUUAAUUUCCUUGCUAAGUGAGGAUGAGUUCUUUUUUCCCCAAAUGUAAAUAUGUCACUCAUGGGCGUAUAAAGUAUUUGAUAAAACUGCUUUCAUCACAUAGCUUCUGUCAUAACAGAAUGUACCAUAACAUACCAUAUGUGCUGCUUGGGUGAUCCACUGACUAACUUUGUUAUAAUCCUACUGUCCUGGUGUCUUAUGUGUAUCAACCUUAGUGCUAUAAGGUGAACUACUAUAUAUCUGGAAUGUAAACUGUAUAUUAAAAGGAGCAAGAAAAUAUUAUAAACCCAGAAAAAGAGCAACUGCAGAUUACAAGCAAUAUUUCUAGCAAUCCCAUGUGAUUAAAUUAUCUGUUGUUAUGUUU
Lepisosteus oculatus (spotted gar) is the source of this 5796-nucleotide messenger RNA. The record is from RefSeq and is a predicted model, not a curated record. Lineage: Eukaryota; Metazoa; Chordata; Actinopteri; Semionotiformes; Lepisosteidae.